Messenger RNA from Eublepharis macularius, 1062 nucleotides. RefSeq names its product family with sequence similarity 210 member B (gene MIMS2). The transcript has 3 exons. Gene Ontology annotation, cellular component: mitochondrion. Lineage: Eukaryota; Metazoa; Chordata; Lepidosauria; Squamata; Eublepharidae. Bases 238 to 1044 code for a protein of 268 amino acids. The record is from RefSeq and is a predicted model, not a curated record.
CGGAGUGACUUUGGUUAGGGUUGCACUGAAAAUGCGCGUCCCACGUUGGAGCCUCGCCUGGCCCGGCCCUGCGCUUCUGGCAGGACGGGCGGCGCUGGCCCUUUAAGGAGGAGGGUGCGUGCCUGCCUGCCCGCCCUCGCCGGGCGGUGGCAGGCUGUUUCCCACUCUCUCGCGGGGCCUGAUCUGCCGCCUGCCGUGGCCCGGAUCGGAGCGGCGGAAGGCGCCUUCCUGGCGGCCAUGCACGGGCUAGGCCAGCCCUGCGCUCUGCACGCGCUUUUCCCCCCGGGGCUGCUCCGGGCUGUAGCCAAGAGCGUCGCCUUAAGGGAAGCGGCCGGCAGGAGCAGCCUGCGGGCUGCCGUGUGGCUCCUCAGCAGCCAGGUGCAGCCUCGGCCGGCAGCGGGAGAGCAGGCUGCGCGCAGCAGGGACCCGCCGCCGGUCGCCUUCUGGCGGGGAGGGCGCACGCCCCCGCUCCCGCUCGGCUUCUGGCCGGGCUGCAAAGGGGCAAAGCAACUGUGCCUCCUGCUCUUUCCUCUCCGGCAGCCACGAGGAGAAGCGGCCGGCCCGCAUCGGCUGCGUACCGACGCCGCCCUGCGAGCAACCGGGAGCGACUUGCCCGCCGGGGGAGGCAGAAGCAGCCUCGGCUCGCAGAAGGAUAUCAGCAGAUCCCCAGAAAACAAGGCACCAGAUCCUAGCAAGGAGAACGGAAAGAAAUCAAACAAAUCCCAGCAGCUGAAGAAAGUUUUUAAGGAAUAUGGAGCAGUAGCAGUGGGUUUCCAUGUUGGAAUUUCCUUGAUGUCCCUGGGAAUGUUCUACUUGGCUGUGUCAAGUGGAGUGGAUAUGACUGCACUGCUUUUCAAGCUGGGAUUUGACGAAGCUCUUGUACAAUCCAAGCUGGCUGCUGGGACAAGCACUUUUGUAUUGGCCUACGCUAUCCACAAACUGUUUGCUCCGGUCCGAAUCAGCAUCACUUUAGUCUCGGUGCCAUUCCUAGUCAGAUAUUUUCGGAAGACGGGCAUCUUCAAACCUCCGGCUCCAAACCCUUGAUUAAAUAUUAGGAGAACA